GGAAAACAGAAUCGCCCAAGGGGCUGGGAUGCAAGGGCAGGUCUGAAGCCAGCUGUACACCCAGUGGAGAGAAAAGACCCACCUAGGCUGCAGCCACACGGGAGCAGGGGAUUUGCUGUGUCCUGUGACAGUGGCCCUGAUGGGACGUGUCAGGCAGGUUCCUCUGUGACACUCUGCCCAAUGUCACUGAACAGGGUGUCCAACACCAGGCCACCUCCAGAGCUGUACCCUGACCACCUCUGCCUCACACCCAGCAGGGCCCCGAGCCCCAUGGGUGCCACCAGAGGCCAGUGACUAGGAGGGACUGGUGUGGGGGGACAGCCGGGCAUCCACACAAGUCUGCCAGAGCAAGCUGUGUGUGCAUGCAGACACGGUGCAAUGCACCAUGCAGGUGACAUGUUACAUGCAUGUUCUGAGCAUUCCCUGCGUUGUGGCCCUUCCCAUGGGUCAACAGGACAGGCAAGACCGAACCUCAGAAGGCUGUAAACUCCAGGUCGCUGGAAGACACCCCCCCCAGGGGUGUGACUAGCCACCCUCAGUUCCUCUGGGCGCACAGGGCACCCUCACCCCCAAGCUGUGUCAGGGAGGCCUCUAGGCCCAGGGACACUGGUCCCUGGGUACCCAGGGGUUAGGUGGGGUCUGCCCAUCCUUCCAGCUGGCCCUGCACACACCUGGUGCUGACACCACUCCAGGGCCCGUUUGGUCAGUACUUUUCCUCCCUCGUUUGCAUGUGCCUUCCUGCAGGCCCAGCUGUGAGCUUUGUUUUCAGGGGCGCUGGUUGCCCCCCGUGCCCACAGCCAGCCGUGGAGCUCCUGAAGCUUCUCCAUCCCAGAUCCCCAAGGUUCACCGUUCCCGGGCAGUCUGAGAGGCCACAAACCCCACCCCAGGACCCCUCCCAGGGUUCACGCCAGGCUGGCCACCCAACCACCGUCCUGGCUGGCCUGCCUCCUGGGCCUCCAAAUGGAGCCACUCCUGCAGCCCCACCCCAAGUGCUGACAGUGCCUCACGCUUUGUGCCCACUGCCCAGGGCACUGGCACCUCUGCAGGCAGCUAGGAACCCCAGGACCCUCUGCCAGGGGUCCCUGGGGUCUUCCUCCUCCCAAGAAUGGGGUGGGUGCUGAGGGGCUUAGACAUGACGGGUAACAAAGUCAUGGUCAGUGGCUCCUCAGAGCCUGCCUAUCUGGGUCACUGUGCCCAGAGGGCCUGGUGGCGGCAUCAGGAUAAAGGAGCCCAAGGUGUGCAAACCCACAGGCCUGGGAGAUUGAGGAUAUUUCCAGGGGCCCCAGGCUGGGCAGGUGGGAACAAAUGAGAGUUUUGCUAAACAAAUCUCCCCACCCUCCUGCACUCACAUAUCUGGGCCCCCACCUGGUUUGCCCACUGCCAUCCCUGCUGGAUGCUGCCGCCUGCCAUGCCAGGCCUGGCUUUCCUGGCCCUUGCAGCUCUCCUUGGCCUUGGGGCAGGGACGCCGCUGUGCCUGUCCCGGCAGCUCAGGAUGCAGGGGGACUACGUGCUGGGCGGGCUCUUCCCCCUGGGCUCUGCCGAGGAUGCUGAUCUGAGCAGCAGGAUGCAGCCCAGCACCACAGUGUGCACCAGGUUCUCCGUCCUUGGCCUACUCUGGGCACUGGCCAUGAAGAUGGCCGUGGAGGAGAUCAACAAUGCGUCAGCCCUGCUGCCGGGGGUACGGCUGGGCUACGACCUCUUUGACACGUGCUCAGAACCUGUGGUGGCCAUGAAGCACAGCCUCACAUUCGUGGCCAAAGCGGGCAGCCACACCAUUGCUGCACACUGCGAUUACACGCAGCACCAGCCCCGCGUGCUGGCUGUUGUCGGGCCCCACUCGUCUGAGCUCGCCCUUGUCACCAGCAAGUUCUUCAGCUUCUUCCUUAUGCCUCAGGUCAGCUACGGCGCCAGCACGGACCGGCUGAGCAACCGGGAGCUGUUCCCGUCCUUCUUCCGUACUGUGCCCAGCGACCGCGUGCAGGCGGUGGCCAUUGUGGAGCUGCUGCAGGCGCUCAGCUGGAACUGGGUGGCCGCGGUGGGCAGUGAUGACGAGUAUGGCCGGCAGGGCCUGAACCUCUUCUCCAGCCUGGCCACCUCCCGGGGCAUCUGCAUUGCCCACGAGGGCCUGGUGCCGCGGCUGGGCGCCAGCAGUCUGCAGCUGGGUGCUGUGGCGGGCGUGCUGCAGCAGGUGAACCGGAGCAGCGUGCAGGUGGUGGUGCUCUUCUCCUCCGCGCGCGCUGCCCACACCCUCUUCAGCUACAGCAUCCACGGCAGGCUCUUGCCCAAGGUGUGGGUAGCCAGCGAGGCCUGGCUAACCGCGGACCUGGUCAUGACCCUGCCCGGCAUGUCCCAGGUGGGCACUGUGCUUGGCUUCCUGCAGCAGGGCGCCCCAAUGCCUGAGUUCUCAUCCUACGUGCAGACCUGCCUGGCCCGGGCUGCCGACCCCACCUUCUGUGCCUCGCUAGACGCUGAGCCGCCGGGCUUGGAAGAGCACGGGGUGGGGCUGCGCUGCCCCCAGUGUGACCACAUCACACUGGGGGACGUGUCCGCCGGGCUGCUGCGUCACCAGACCUUCACUGCGUACGCGGCCGUGUACGGUGUGGCUCAGGCUCUCCACAACACGCUGCUCUGCAAUGCCUCGGGCUGCCCCAGACGGGAGCCCGUGCGGCCCUGGCAAGUGAGGGCGUGGCACCCUGCCAGCACCUGCAUGCAGCCUGGGCCACCGGGUGUCCCCAGAAGCGAUGUUGGCGGGGUGUCUGAGCUGGAGGCUGCCCUUGGCCCAUCCCAUCCACUGCCUCAACCCUCUCACCAGCUCCUGGAGAACAUGUACAACAUGAGCUUCCGCGCACGUGGCCUGGCACUGCGGUUUGACACCAGUGGGAAUGUGGACAUGGACUAUGACCUGAAGCUGUGGGUGUGGCGGGACCUGGUGCCUGAGCUGCGUACCGUGGGCACCUUCAGUGGCCGCCUGCAGCUCUGGCACUCCCGUAUGUACUGGCACACUCCAGGAAAUAAGGUGAGUGUGGGGCCGCCUGUCCACGGACACACAGCAGCUCCCUUGUGGCCAGGAGCAAGCUGUGGCUUGACUGGAGGGCCUGAGGGCUACCUCAGGACUUGGAUGGGUGCACCCACCCUUCUGAGCCCUGGGGCCCCGUGCCAGGAGCCCGUGUCCCAGUGCUCCAGGGAGUGCAAGAAGGGCCAGGUGCACCGUGUGAAGGGCCUCCACUCCUGCUGUUAUGAUUGUGUGGACUGCAAGGCAGGCAGCUACCUGCACAGCCCAGAUGACCUCAUUUGCACCCAGUGUGACCAGGACCAGUGGUCACCAGACAGGAGCACACGCUGCUUCCCUCGGCGGCCCAGGUUCUUGGCAUGGGGGGAGCCCGCCAUGCUGGUGCUGCUCCCGCUGCUGGGCCUGGCCCUGGGCCUGGUGCUGGUGGCCCUGGGGCUCUUCAUCCAGCACCGGGACAGCCCACUGGUCCAGGCCUCAGGUGGGCUGCAGGCCUGCUUCGGCCUGGCCUGCCUGGGCCUCGUCUGCCUCAGCGUCCUCCUGCUCCCUGGCCAGCCCAGCCCCACCAGCUGCCUGGCACAGCAGCCACUGCUCCACCUCCCGCUCACUGGCUGCCUGAGCACACUCUUCCUGCAGGCAGCUGAGAUCUUUGUGCGGUCAGAGCUGCCGCCAAACUGGGCGGACAUGCUACGUGGCUGCCUACGGGGGCCCAGGGCCUGGCUGGCGGUGCUGCUCGCCAUGCUGGUGGAGGCGGCACUGUGUGCCUGGUACCUAGUGGCUUUCCCUCCAGAGGUGGUGAUCGACUGGCGAGCGCUGCCCACAGAGGCCUUGCUGCACUGCCGUGUGCACUCCUGGAUUGGCCUUGGCCUGGUGCAUGCCGCCAACGCCACACUGGCCUUCCUCUGCUUCCUGGGCACCUUCCUGGUACAGAGCCCACAUGGCCACUACAGUAACGCCCACGGCCUCACCUUUGCCAUGCUGGCCUACUUCAUUACCUGGACCUCCUUCGUGCCCCUCUUUGCCAAUGUGCACGUGGCCUACCAGCCUGCCAUGCAGAUGGGCGCCAUCCUCCUCACUGCCCUGGGCAUCCUGGCCACAUUCCACCUGCCCAAGUGUUACCUGCUCUUGUGGCGGCCAGAGCUCAACACCCCUGCAUUCUUCCUAGAAGGCAGGCCUGACAAUGCCAGAGGACAGGGUGGCAGUGGAGGUGGGGAGGGAACUUAGCAAAAAUGAGUGACCCCUGACCUGGUGACCUCACCCCAGUGAAUCCAGACCUAGCUGACCAAGUCCCUACACAGCAACCCCCAAACUGUGCUGAACUCUGCUGAGACCUCACCUUCAGCUCUAGAUCCUGACCCCAAGCUGACUGCUGACCUUGACCCCACAGUGGCCCUGGGGCCUGCAGCACACAAGAGGAGCCCCAGCCCCAUGGGAUCGCACCACCUUGGGUCACAGAGAGCCAGGCUCUGUCUCUGAGCCCCGCUGCUCUGGAGAGACCCAGGGAAGGUUCCUCAGGGCAAAAAAAGGGUCCCCAUUUUUGCCCUGAGGUUCCCCAGAGGUUAGGGAGCCCCCAGCCACUCCUUUAAGGCCAAGCUGGACGUCGCUCCUGUAGCUAGCCCCAGCAUGGGGUUCCCAGCCAGCACCCCUCCAAGCAUCACAGGAGAGGGGGGGGGGGCUGGGCAGUCCUGGCCAUGACCUGACUGUGGGCCUGAGUGUAGGACAGGAACGUGGGCAGAGGGCUGCUCAGGGGGAGGGGGCAGCCAGCUUCCUUCUCUUUCCCUGGCCUGGCCUGAGCAAGUGGACCAGGUCAGCUAGACGUCAGCACUGGGGACAGAGCCCAGGCAGGGUGAGGGGUAAGCACCACGGCCACCACCCACCGCUGGACCCCAGGAGCAGGGAGCCAGCACCACGGACAGAAGGCUGCCCUCCAGGACCCCACCAGCAGCCAGCACCGAGGGCAGAGCC
This is a messenger RNA of Manis javanica (Malayan pangolin), 4972 nucleotides long. RefSeq names its product taste 1 receptor member 3 (gene TAS1R3). The record is from RefSeq and is a predicted model, not a curated record. Gene Ontology annotation, biological process: sensory perception of sweet taste; G protein-coupled receptor signaling pathway; sensory perception of umami taste. Gene Ontology annotation, cellular component: plasma membrane. Gene Ontology annotation, molecular function: sweet taste receptor activity; G protein-coupled receptor activity. Lineage: Eukaryota; Metazoa; Chordata; Mammalia; Pholidota; Manidae.